Molecule: messenger RNA, 6065 nt
Organism: Bactrocera neohumeralis
Lineage: Eukaryota; Metazoa; Arthropoda; Insecta; Diptera; Tephritidae
Product: cilia- and flagella-associated protein 44
Exons: 14
Coding region: 15-5993 (1992 amino acids)
Molecular function (GO): protein binding
Source: RefSeq, a predicted model, not a curated record
UAUAAAAAACCAAUAUGUCCGAACAAGAGGAAAACGAGGAGGAAACGGAAGCUGAGGUCGUGCAAAAGGAAGAGCCGACAUUUGGCGAGCACAUCAUCGAUUUGAAUCAUUCAUUCGGUUACGACUGCAAGCGUUUCUUCAAUCUGGUGCUGCUCGGUGAAAAAACGCUGGUUUUCGCGUCCGGUGAUUACUUGCAUUACUUCGAUAUACCCACGCGCACGGUAACAUUUCGCAAGACCGUCUUCGGCGGUGGCAUUGGUUUCAUAACGCGCAACGAACAUCCCGACUUCAUCGAUCUCUUCACCGUUGCCGAGAAUGGCGUACGGCCGACCAUCUUCAUAUACGAAUAUCCCACGCAUGCGGUGCGCAUCAAGUUGGAGAAUGCGGCCAAAUCGUGCUUUACCUGCGGCUCAUAUAACGCGACCGGCGAGCUCUUCGCCUCGCAAGCCGGCUAUCCCGAUUUCAUGCUCACCAUUUGGCGCUGGCAAAGCGGCGAGGUGGUCUUACGCUCCAAAUCCUUUCAAAAUAAUAUACUGCAUGUACACUUUUCGCACUUCAAUCCGAUACUGUUGGCGUCCUGCGGUCUCAGUCAUAUCAAAUUCUGGAAGAUGGCCAACACUUUUACGGGACUGAAGCUGAAGGGCGAAUUGGGUCGUUUCGGCAAGACAGACUUCAGUGACAUUUGUGCGAUUUAUAUGUUGCCCGACGAGAAUGUGAUCUCCGGUUGUGAGUGGGGUAAUAUGCUGUUGUGGGAAGGCGGUUUGAUUAAAUUCGAAAUCACGCGUAAGGGACGCAAACCGUGUCAUACCAAACCGAUUACGCGCAUCACCAUGGAUGAGGGUGAGGUGACGACUGUCGGUAUGGAUGGUUAUGUGCGCAUUUGGUAUUGGGAAACCGUCGAUUUGGCUGAUCCGCCGGAUGAGGAUCGUUUUGUGGAGAUUGAACCGAUUUAUGAAUUCAAAGUUGGGGACUGUGAAAUUCGUGGCCUGCAGAAGAUUAAGCCUUUCGAUAAAAAGGAUUUUAGCUACUAUGCGCAGGACGGCAACGGCGGCAUUUGGUUCUGUGAUCUAAACACUUACGAUGUGCCCCAAACGCCGAGAAAACUCUACAAUUGCCAUGGCGGUAAAGUCGUCGCGGCACAAGCGAGUCCCGUCUCCACGCAUCUCAUGACCCUGGGUGAGGAUGGCAAAAUGUUCCUCUUCAAUUACAUAACGAACGCUUUAGUGUUGGAGAAGAAGUUCAUCUCAUCGGGUAGUGAUUUCAUUUGGUUCUCCACGAAAGUCUCCAGCACUGGUAUGGAUUUAGUUGCCGGCUUCGAGGAUGGCAUACUGCGGCAGCUGGUGCUGGACAUGCGCAAUGAAAAACAUAUAGAACUGCAUUUCGUACGUGCGAUUAAGGCGCACAUCGGUCCGAUAACGAAGUUGGCCAUCAAUCCACGGCAUACAUGUCUGGUGGUGUCCUCCGCUGACAAAUCCAUAUUUGUCUAUAAUAUUAAGGAUAAAGAAAAUAAUAUGGUGUAUUUGAAACCCAUGGGUUUUGUGGUGCUCGACGCUGUGGUGAAUUGCUUCAAUUGGAAGAACGAUGAGUUCUCGACAGUGUUGAUGGGUUGCAAGAGUGGUGAGGUCUACGAAUAUCAAAUUCCCGGACGCGUCACAGACGAACAAACUUUUCUCACCUACAACAUCACCGAUGCGCACAAACUGAAGUCCACACGCUUUGUCUCUGUAAAGAGUCGCAUAAGGCGAGAUCAAAAGCGCGAAAAGAUCAAGAAGCGUAAAGAGAAGAAACGUCAAAGGAAAUUAGUGGAAAUCGAUAAGUUGAAGGCCGCCAAUCCGGGUUUGCAAAUUGAUCUGGAGACCGCCUUGGCCGAUUCGGAACCCGACGAAGAGGAAGAACCUUUACACAUACCAGCUGUGCCGAAUCCAGUGAUUUGGCUCCGGUAUACACGUGACAGCACCAUUUGGGUGUCGAUGGGUGGCUAUGAUGCGGGUUACAUUUAUGAGCUGAUUUUUGGCUAUGCGGAGCCCUAUAAGUGCACUGUAAUUGCGGACGGCGAUGAUUGCGAAAUACACUCUUACUUAACCAUUGAGGACUACUUAAUUUUUGGUUUGGUGAAUGGUAAAUUGCGCAUAAACCGCACAUUGUCCAAUGAUUUCACCGAUUUGCGCGAUUAUCGUCUCUUUCCGAUGCAUGAUUCGCAUAACGGGAUUAUAACGCGCAUAUUACCCAGUUAUGAUGGAAACUACAUAUUCACUGUUGGACACGAUGGCAAUAUAUUCUGCUAUAAUUGGCAUGGACCGAAAGUGGUGCAUGGUGGUCCCUUGGAAGCGGUCGCAUACGCCAAUCUUAAAGACCUACGCGCCGAUGAUAUAGACGAUCCAGAGUUUCCAUCGUUGGAGCAAGAGAAAAUCUAUGCCGAGAUCAAACGCAAAGAGGAAGCAGCGCUGGCGCACGAUCGUAAAGUGCUAGCACAAAUCGGUGAAUUACAAGUGAAAUUCAAUGAUAUUAAAGACGAUAUGUUGACACUGGAAGAGGAGCUGAUAUUGCCGCAUAAAAAUCUGCUGCUCGACGAACGCAUAACCAAGCAGAUUCGGGAUGAACUGCAGGCGGAAUUGGAUGAUGUACGCGACGAUUUGGCAUACGACCUCGAGGUGGCAGAGGUGGGCAAGAAUAAAUUGUACGGUCACUUUCUAGAGAACUUGGAUCAUGUGCCGAUCACAGUGAGUGGCAUCAGCAAAGAUAUCAAGGUAUCUUCGUUUCGCGUGGAAAAACUGGGUGAAGAAUUUCAAAAAAUCAAAGACGAGAUCGAGGAACGCUUAAGAGCCGAGGCUGCCAAACGCAGCGAGGAAGAAACGACUGUUCCAACACAAACUGAGUCCAUCGCACCCAUUGUUGCGGAAGAGAAGGAACCCAGCAUGCCCGAACCAGGUGUAGAGAAUUUCUUCUUCGGUCGUGAUCCCAACACGAUCAUACCACGCUUCAGUAAGAAAAUGUUGCGAUUGUUGCGACGUUAUCGCUCUCGUCAAAUCUACGAAGUCGAGCGCAUUUAUACUUGGGAGCGCAUGGAACUUUGUAAACCUGAUCCGAACAAGAAUCAUCCGGAAGAUGAUCGAAAAAUCGCCGAUGCCGAACGGAAUUUGGGUGACUACAAGCUCAAAAUUGGUUUUGACUAUGAGCCGCGUACCAACGAAUCGCUAACAUACAAAUACAUUGAACUGGUGAACGCCAGACAGGCGCAUUACCUCACUUUGGAUCACUACAAUAAAGAACUCUUCCAACUGCGCAAACGCAAAUGGUACUUGUACGAGUAUAUAGAAGAAUCGCGCAAACGUUUGAAACACUUACAUGAAUUUUUACCGUUCGCAAAUCGCGAAUAUUUGAUACCCAUCAGAGAAAUCAAUAUGAAUGAAGAAUACCCAGAGCGUAAUCUUGAGGAGCAUUGUAAACCUGGCUGUGGCAUUGACAUUGAAGAUAUACUAUAUUUGGAGAAAAAAGUUGACGAUCUCUUACCACAGCCGAAGGCCACUACGAAGGAGGUGAAACUUUCGGUACGCGAUAAGAUCGAACAAUCAUUGUACAAGUCCUUGCAUGCAUUCGAAGUGGACGAGUUGCCCGACAUAAAGGAUAUACUGAGCGAAAUCGACAGUUAUCCCGGUUUCACGGAGCCAGAGUUCUUCGAACGUAACGAGGAGGGCUUUGCGCCAUGGGUAUCUGUGGUGCGCUACCAAUGGCUAAUCGACUUGAGAGAUGAGCAAAGUGGUUUAGUGUUGAAGGUAAAGAAUCGUGUUAAGGAUUUCGAUAAGGAUCUGCUUGAAAUGAUUGCCUUACGGUGUAAAGCUCUCUACGAGGCUGAGUUUAUGCACUGCUACAUGAUCACAUUAAAUCAAGAAUUAAAUAUUUUGCGUGACAGCGAAGAGAUCGAGAAUCAAUUGCUGUUCAAUGCCGAUGAGGCGAUGAAGACACGCAAUGAAAUGCAAGCGGUAAUCAAUUCGAAAAAUCGCCAAAUCGAAGAUUUCAAAAAGAUUGCCGAUAAACUGAACGAGCAAAUAUUGUCGGUGCAGCAGAAAUUCAUGAGCACCUGUAAGGGUCAUAAGUUUUUCGAUUUCUUGCGGCGUAUAUUUAAGAAGCGCUGGCGACCGCCAAAACCACCGAAGGCCGACGAUGAAUCGUCUGAGUCUUCAUCGAGCGCAGAAUCGUCCAGUGAGGACGAGGACGCGGAUGCUAAAAGUAUCGACUCAACCGAUAUGACGACGAUACGGCUAGACGAAAGUCACUGUCCAUCUGGACUUGAACGCAGCACAUACGAUUUGGCUUUUCAGUUACGCUCGGAGCGACAUGCUCUGGAAAGGGUAAUGCUGGAGACACAGAAGGGUAUUGAUCAGCGUCGCGCGGAUGUAGCUGAGCUGCAUAAGAAAAUGAAGUUCCACGAAGAGGUCUAUGCGCAAGAGAAGGAAACUUUGCUGGUGUUUCGGCGCAAGCGCCAGCAGGAAUUGAAUAAAAUUAACAUCUCCGUUAUAUUAUCAAUGGACCAAUUGCAACAUUUCAAAUCCAAUGAUACUUAUCUCGAUUUGAGUCGUGCCAUACUUUUCGAUGCCAAUCGCUUGAUUGCGCUUAAGGAACGUGUCGCCCAACUAAAUGACGAAACACAAGAGACACGACGUCUCCAUCGUAUCAACGUCGUGCAUUUACGACGCAUGAAUACCGACAUAAGCUUUAUGCGCAGCGAAAUAACACGACUGGAAAGUGAAAUCAAGCAAGAGAUGAUUAAGAAAUUCGGCAUGAUCAUCAAUUUGGAUGAAUUAGAGGAGGAGGUCUUACGUAGAUAUGUAUUCGAUUUGGAGACGUCCGCUGAGGAAGAGUUUAGGCUGAUAGAUAAGGAGAUCGCACGCAAAAAGCUGGAACUUGCGAAUCUAGAGGAGGAAUUGAUACGCGAGACCAAACUCAAUACGGAGAAGUUGAACAUACUGACAGUGUUGCAUGAGGAGAAAAACUUUUUGUAUACGAUUUUGAAAUCACAAGAGAAAAACUUUGAGAAGUGGAUGCAACCACAUAAAGUGAAUCUAGAUCGAGAUGUGGAGAAACUAACGCAAAUAUACAAAGAGCAAAAGCAAACCAUCGAGUGCUUGGAGCGCGAGAUUUGUACGCUGCGCUUGAAAUCCAAGCCGCUACAGCUCUUCCACGAAGUCGUCAAAGACGACAUAAUCGAUAAAACCGCUCAACAAGAUGACGGCGUGACUUGUCCGAAAUCCCUGGCAUCUGAAGCAUACCUGCAACGCAUGGAACCAGACCAAUUCACUACCGAUCGCAUACGGAAAAUCGUGCAGAAGUACUUCGCGCAAUGGUUCAAUCGUUAUGCCACAUCGGAUAAUAUACGUAAAUAUGCGAAAAAGGCCACACGCUAUCUGGCGCAGGCAGCGCACACAUUCGAGGGUAAGAUAACCGAACGCAUAUUGGAUUGCAUAACACAAGCGCUGGAGUCCAUGAUGCCGAAAAAGUAUCUAGUGCAUAUGUCCAAAGAGAAUUUGGAGAAGAUGUUUCGCGAUGUGCUCAACGCCUACGACUAUCAAACCUCCGAAGUAAAUACGGACGAACUGAUUAGCGGUAUCUAUCACAAUGUCUUGACGAGAUUGGGCCAAGAGAAGGCUGUGCUGAAUAAAACGCAAUUCAUUUUGUUGCGUCUGUUCGAGCAUUUGAUUGAACUUUUGCCAUUGGAAGAGUUCCAAAGUGAGAGGACCACGCGUUUGCUGAUGCAACUGCUGGGUGAUGAUGCGAAAAUCGAUCCGCGUUGCAUAAAUGUCGACGAUAUCGUUGAUAAGAUGGUGAAAUAUGCCCGUGAAAAUCUGCUCGACGGCAUAACUGCUAUGCCGAUUCGACGUUUGGCCGGCAAUCUCUACAAGGAACUGAGCGCACACAAGGCGGUGGGUGUGACCAUCCGAUGCACGCUUGAAGCUUCGAAAAGACAACCGAAUAAUUCUAAUAAAAACAAAUUUUAAUUUAUGUGAUGUGAAUUAAAUUUUUAUUUUUAAUUAAAUAAAAUUCAGUUAUUAUUAUUUAUUUAAUUAAAA